Momordica charantia (bitter melon) is the source of this 1253-nucleotide messenger RNA. RefSeq names its product DNA sliding clamp PCNA. Gene Ontology annotation, cellular component: PCNA complex. Gene Ontology annotation, biological process: mismatch repair; regulation of DNA replication; leading strand elongation. Gene Ontology annotation, molecular function: DNA polymerase processivity factor activity; DNA binding. The record is from RefSeq and is a predicted model, not a curated record. Lineage: Eukaryota; Viridiplantae; Streptophyta; Magnoliopsida; Cucurbitales; Cucurbitaceae.
AUGCUAGAGCUUCGUCUAGUUCAAGGUAGCCUCCUGAAGAAGGUUCUUGAAGCCAUGAAGGACCUCGUCAACGACGCCAACUUCGAUUGCUCCGCUACUGGUUUCUCCCUCCAGGCUAUGGAUUCCAGUCACGUCGCCUUGGUCUCUCUCCUCCUCCGCUCCGACGGUUUCGAGCAUUAUCGCUGCGAUCGCAAUAUCUCCAUUGGGAUGAACCUUGGCAACAUGGCGAAGAUGCUCAGGUGCGCUGGCAACGACGACAUUGUUACGCUUAAGGCCGAUGACGGUAGCGAUUGCAUCACGUUCAUGUUCGAAAACCCUUCUCAAGAUAAGAUAGCUGAUUUUGAGAUGAAGCUGAUGGACAUUGAUAGCGAGCAUCUCGGAAUCCCCGACGCCGACUACCAGUCCAUUGUUAGAAUGCCGGCAGCUGAGUUUGCGAGGAUUUGCAAGGAUCUUAGUUCCAUUGGCGAUACUGUUCUGAUUUCUGUGUCCAAGGAAGGCGUUCAGUUCUCAACUAGAGGCGAUAUAGGCAUCGCUAAUAUCGUUUGCAGGCGAAAUACCACGGUUGAUAAGCCUGAAGAAGCCGUCGUAAUAGAAAUGGAAGAACCAGUUAGCUUAACCUUUGCCCUGAGGUACCUCAACUCCUUUACAAAGGCAACCCCUCUAGCAAGCCAGGUGACUAUUAGCCUGUCUUCAGAUCUGCCCGUAGUGAUUGAAUACAGAAUUGAAGAUAUGGGUUAUAUAAGAUACUACUUGGCUCCUAAGAUCGAAGAAGAGGAUGAAGCUGCAGCUGCAGCUGCAGCAAUUAGCAGACCUGAGGCUGGGCCCAAGCAUACAGCAGAGGCAGCAAAACGUAAAGCAGAAUCGAAGCCAAAAUUCGAGCCUCAAUCUGAAUCAGAGAUGAAGAAUGAGGAGGACAAGGGGUCUGUAAUUGAAAUCAAGGAUGAAGAAAACAAGUCUGUAGUUGUAAUAAAGGAUGAAGAAGACAAGAACUCUUCAGUCCUGAGCAAGGCCGAAGAGGAAACCAAUACUCCCAAGGAACCGAAGAUUGAAACAAUGGAACUUGAGUGAAGUCUGAAAUGAGAAAUCUAUCAGUCAGUAAGUAGGAAAUGUUAGCCACUUUUUUUGUAACUCCUGUUGGUUAGGUUAGCAGAGAUGACAAGGAGUGAUUUUUGUGACAUACAUGCAAGAAUUCAUGGCUGUAUGUUUCUUUAGGAUGAAUUCUGUGUAAUUGGAUUCUGUUGUAAGAAUCUGUA